Alternaria viburni is the source of this 852-nucleotide messenger RNA. RefSeq lists its product as uncharacterized. The coding region runs from base 1 to 852 and encodes 283 amino acids. The transcript is spliced from 4 exons. Lineage: Eukaryota; Fungi; Ascomycota; Dothideomycetes; Pleosporales; Pleosporaceae. The record is from RefSeq and is a predicted model, not a curated record.
AUGUACGCAGCACGCGGUACUAUCGAGAUGAUCUCCGGCUCUGGCGAGCGCAGUUUCGAGGAUCAUGAAUGGCUAUUGGAUGUCACGAGUGAUGUCGACGAGGAAUUGCAUUACUCGCUCUGCAACCACCUAUUCGAGGGUGUAGUCAUAUGCAAAGACUACGUCCUGGUUACGCUUGUGAAUGCCGGAGAGGUUGCACAAGAAACGCAAGCUCUGGACGAGGGUAUCUGUGACAGCACAGUCAUGGCGUCUUCUAACGAAAACUAUCCACAGGGACCAUACGAGGUCGGCAAGCACAUCGUUCCUCCUCCACGGCCGAGCUCACCAUCAACUGCCGAGUACCGCCUUAAUCAUCUCAUGACCCGUAUCAAAGACCCGGAGAAGAGUUUGAAGUUCUACUGUGACUGCCUGGGCAUGCACGUUGUCUUCAUCUUCAAUGCUGGUCCAUUUACCAUUUACUACCUAGGACCACGAGAUAGUGGUAUGUCCACCCUCGGUACCUCAAAGGGGUUACUAGAGCUGUACCACAUCCCCGCAGACGCGUCUACGUCGUAUACUUCUGGCAAUGACUACUCUAAUCCGGCGGGAAUCGGCUUCGGUCACAUUGGAUUCACAGUACCAGAUGUCCCUGAAGCACUGGAAAGGAUCAAAAGCUUUGGCUACGAGGUCAUCAAGCCGCUGGAUGAGGCGAAAGAAGAGCAGAUGGGUUUGCCUGCGGAGGCUGUAGAAGGGAAACACGGGACAGUACCAGACGGCUACAAGCACGUUUUCAAACAGCUCAUUUUCGUGAAGGAUCCGGAUGGUUACUGGGUUGAGAUCGUACCUCAGGUAGUCAAACCACUGAGUGGUUAG